UUUUCCAACAGCAGUGCAUUAGUUUGUAAUGAUUGUCGUCUCCUUUGGCUUCUCAUGUCAAUUCAAACCCAGCCCCCCAUAUCUCUUUCUUGUCAGUCCAAAACUGGAAAACACUUCUCCUUCUUCCUUCCCCUUUCUCUCUCCCUCUUGUUUCUCUCUCUAAAACCUCUUCCCAUUUCUUUCAUUGUUCCUGGCACUCUCACCACCGCCCCCUUGCUACUGUAUAUAUUAUCAAGAAACAGAGCAUCAACAAUGGCGGCCAACAAGUUUGCAACCAUGUUACAGAAGAAUACGAACAAGAUCACAGUGGUUCUGACCUAUGCAGUCCUGGAAUGGACUCUUAUAUUCCUUCUCCUCCUCAAUUCCAUGCUGUCGUACAUGAUCACCAAGUUUGCAGACUACUUUGGCCUCAAACCGCCGUGUUUCUGGUGCUCUAACCUCGAUCCUCUGUUUAAAGCAGGGGAUAAUAGAAAACACAUAGAUCUUAUGUGCAAAUCCCAUUCCAGAGAGGUUUCCGAGCUGGGAUUUUGUGAGACCCAUCACAGACUGGCUGAAUCGAAGGGCAUGUGUGGGAAAUGCUUAGGUUUCGGGAUAUUUCCUUUGGUGAAUGAACUGAAGAUGAUCCAUGGUGGGGAUGAGAUGUGUUCUUGUUGUGGUGUGAGCUUGGUGAAGGAGGGUUCCAAUUAUAUUGUGAUCAAAUCUUCCUGUAAUCCGUUGAUCAAGGAGGAAAGUAGAGAAAUCGAAGAAAAAUCAGGGUUUGAAGCUAUUAGGGUUGAGACUGAAGUGAUUUUUGAUGAAAAAGAGGGUUUGGUUCUUGAAAAUGGGAUUGUAGAGGUGAAUCCGGAAAGGGAAAUGGAAAACACUCCCAAACAUCUCGAGUUCUUCAUAGAUUCAAGUGGGCACGAUUUAGUUCCCGUUGACUUUACUGCAGAGGAAGAGGAAGAUGGACGGGAAGUCAAAAAUGGAACUGAAACUGAUGAUCUCAAAGAACGUAAAUUUGCAGUGUUCAAGUCUAUGGAGAUUGAAGAAGAUGAGAAUUCUUUGGUUUUUCAUGCUAAGAACUGUUUCUCCGAAAGAGAAGGCCAUGAAUCCACCCAAAACAAUAAAGUUCAAAUCUUGGACUCUCAAGAACCCCAAGAGAAACAAGUUGCCUAUGCCUCUUCAGUUUCUGAAGAAAGCUCACGAAUGCAAUUGAACGAAACAGAAGUUGAAGUCUCAAUCGGCACUGAAAUUCCCGAUUUGGACAUUGCAGAUGACCUCAAUUCCAACAAAGAAGGUCCUUCCACUAGCUGUGCAAAUGCUCCACACUUUCAUCACGAUCACGGCUGUAAACAAGAUCAAGAAAAAGCAACAGAAUUUGCGAACGAAGGGUCACUAGAUGGGAGUGUGAUGAGUGAAAUGGACCUUUCUGAUCCAAUCUCAACAAUCGAGUGGUUAAGAUCAGCUUUGAAAUCUGGACAGAAGGCUCUCCAAGCUUUAUACACAGAGCUGGAAGAAGAGAGGAGUGCUUCUGCCAUAGCAGCUAGCCAAACAAUGGCUAUGAUCAACCGGCUUCAAGAAGAGAAGGCAACUGUCCAGAUGGAGGCUCUUCAGUAUCAAAGAAUGAUGGACGAGCAAGCGGAGUAUGACCAAGAGGCUUUACAGCUCUUAAAUGAGCUUAUGGUUAAGCGUGAUAAAGAAAGACAGGAGGUGGAGAAAGAAUUGGAGAUUUAUAAGAAAAGGGUGUUUGAAUAUGAGUCUAAAGAGAAGAUGGCAGCCAUUUUGAGGAGAAGCAAAGACUGUGGAAGUAGUGCUAGAAGCGCAUUUUCAUCCGUUUCAUGUAGUAAUAGUGAGGAAGGUGAUGGAUUAUCACUUGAUCUUAAUAAUAAUAAUAAUAAUCAAGAAGUCAAAGAGGAAGUCAAAGAGCAAGAGGGGUUUUACAACACACCUGUCGACGGAGUUCUAGAUUUGGACUUUGAGGAUGAGCGAGUGGCUAUUCUCGAACAACUAAAAGCACUAGAGGUAAAGAUGAUCAACAUGGACUAUGAAGCAGAAAGGGAAAUAGAAGGUUUGAAAGGAGAGGCCAAUGGGGAUUAUUAUGCUAAAGAAGAAAUGGACGAAUCGAAAAUCUUGAGCUCAAUGGGGAAGAGUCUACUCCCACACUUUGAUGCCGUUAGUGAUGACAAUGGAGAUUAUGAUCCAAAUGUAGCGGAUAAUUAUGAUUUAAGCAACAAAAGGGCCGCCGUUGAAGAGGAAUUAGAUUGUUUGCAUGAGAGGCUACAAGCAUUAGAGGCUGAUAGAGAAUUUUUAAAGAAUUGCUUAAACUCAUUGAAGAAAGGGGAUAAGGGGAUGGAUCUUCUUCAAGAAAUCCUUCAACACCUUCGUGAUCUAAGAAACAUUGACCUUCGUCUGAGAAAUGGGUGCCUUGUCUGAAUAUAUAUGCUUCACAUCACCAUCUAUCCAAGAUUACAAUGACUAUAAUAUAUGGGAAGUCCAGUGGCAGUGCCAACAAGAUCAUUUCUUGUAUCACUCUGCAUAGCAAACGACAUGAAGGUAGAAUGGGGGAAUCCUAGAUGUGAAAUGUCCUUUCAGUCCUCUUGGCAGACAGCAAAUUGUGGUCUGCCAAAACUUUUGUUUUCUCAUGCUUUUGUGUCAAAAAGAAAAAGGUUUUAAACCCAAUUAUUAUUUUUAGUUGGGAUUGGGUCCACCACCACACCUCCUUUUUGUGGAUAAAAGGGGAAAGAUGAAUUUUAUGUGUGGUGUAGUGUAGUGGAGUGUGAACCACCCUGUCUCUUUUGUAUUUUGUGAGACUUAAAAGCCCCUUGGGAUUGCUAACCUGGAGUGACCCAAACAUGAUUCCAGCCAGUGCCAGGUGCAUUACAGACAAUUUGUUCAUUGUAGACAAAUUAGGUCAUACUGUCAUAGAAGUAUAGUUCUUUUUAUUUUUAUUUUUUGAAGCACCUCAUAUUUUUCGUUUUAGGGUAUAUGAGGACGAGGAGAAAAUUGGAAACUUCCCCUGCCUAUUAUUAUGUCACAUUGUGCAUCUUAGUUCAAUGCCUAGGAUCCACAAAAAUUGUCCAUAAAAGAGUUAAAUGGUGUGAUUUAAUAGUAUCUUUUAUUAUUAUUUUCACAUUACUCUUGACUUUUUUUGUGGACAUUUUUUGGGUAGAUGUAGUUUGUCUUAUGAUGUACCAUAUUAUUGUGCUUAUUACUUUUUUCGUACACAGCUAAUAUGUUCAAAAGUUGUAUACUCGUAGAGUACUACUUUGUAUCCUAUUGUUGUACAUAUUGAGUGAUUGUUUUGUUUAUAGCACUAGAGUUUGGAGCCAGUCUUAAUUUUGUAGUUUGUUAUUAAUUAUUA
Cuscuta europaea is the source of this 3340-nucleotide messenger RNA. The record is from the annotation of a GenBank genome assembly. Lineage: Eukaryota; Viridiplantae; Streptophyta; Magnoliopsida; Solanales; Convolvulaceae.